Molecule: messenger RNA, 3338 nt
Organism: Fulmarus glacialis (Northern fulmar)
Lineage: Eukaryota; Metazoa; Chordata; Aves; Procellariiformes; Procellariidae
Gene: BCORL1
Product: BCL6 corepressor-like 1
Exons: 5
Biological process (GO): negative regulation of transcription by RNA polymerase II
Cellular component (GO): nucleus
Molecular function (GO): transcription corepressor activity
Source: RefSeq, a predicted model, not a curated record
GAGAGCCCCCCUUUCUGAUGAGGAGUCAAAAACGAGCAGCUCCCAGCACUUGGGGUCUCAAGAGUUUUGCGUCAGCAGCAGCCUUUCCAAGGUGGAGCUCACGGCAGUCAGCGGUGGUGGCAGCAGUGCCCAGGGGCUGGAUGCUGAUGGCAAGGUGGAGGAAAAGCUUGGGCCCAAGCUGGAGGAGCAGCCACCUGAUCCCAACCCAAAUCCGGAGUGUACGGGAAAGACUGUGAAAGAUGAUGCCCUGGGCCCUCUGGCAAGCCAAGGGGAUGGCAGAGGGCAGGAGUCUGCAAUCCCCAGAGCUGCCGAACAGGAGAGCAGUGGUGCUGAUGCUGCCUGGACACCUGCAGAUCCUCACAGCGACAAGCAGGCUGAUGCUCCUCCAGCCUGCUCCGUGGCUCCAGAGGGUGAGCCUGCUGGGAAGGAGAAAACCACCCCAAGCGCUGGAGCACAAGGGCCAGGCAUGCUGGCAGAAGGGACGUUGUCUGUGGUUGUCUCCAGCUGCAACACCUCUGCCUCCAAUCCCGCUACUUUUACUUUGAACAGAGUGUGCUUUCCCACAUCUCAGGCCCCUGCUAUGCAAAAAAUGCCCGUGUCCUUUCAGGCUGGGGCAGUUCUGAGCCCGAGCCAGUCGCUGGUGUACAUCCCACCACCCAGCUGCGGGCAGCCGCUCAGCGUGGCUACACUUCCAGCCACCUUGGGGGUCUCCUCCACGCUCACCCUCCCCGUCCUGCCUUCCUACCUACACGAGCGUUGCCUGCCGGGCAUUAUCGCUUCUCCAGAGUUGCGCUCCUACCCCUACACCUUCUCCGUCACCAGACCCUUGGCUUCAGACGCCAAAGUGGUGUCUGUGGAGGUGAAUCAGCUUAGCUGCCCUUCGCCCUCGGGUGGCAGUGGUGCCCAGGCUGCUGCCGAGGGUGCUCCCCCGUCCACCGCUGGCCCUUCCCUCUCAUCCAGCCAGCCUCCGCUGGCAGCAUCGUGUGGGAGCGCUGCUCCCUCUUCCGGCACCGGUGCGCACGCCAGAGCCCCGGCAGCUCCUGAGCCGCACGCACCGGGGGCUGCCACCUCACUCUCUCCUCUGAAGUCCCCUCCACAGCUAGAGCGUGAGAUGGUCUCCUCUCCAGAGUGCAGCGAGAUGCCUCUCGAUCUCUCCUCCAAGUCCAAUCGUCAGAAACUGCCUCCACCCAGUCAACGCAAAACACCUCCUAUGCCCAUCCUCACACCCGUGCACACCAGCGGCAAAGCACUUCUCACCACAGUCCUGUCCAAGUCCCAGCGCGCGGCCCAGACUACGGGCAGCAGUGUCACCUCAUGUCUCGGCACCACCCCUCCCUUAGUCAUCUUCCCCGAGUUCCUGCGCAAUGGCGAGCAGGGCUCCUGGGUGAAGAACACCACGCUCAUCAGCACCAUUCCAGGCACCUACGUCGGCGUCGCCAACCCGGUGCCUGCCUCACUGCUGCUCAGCAAGGACCCCGGUGUGAGCUUCAGCAGGGACCCGCGCCACCUUCCCAAGCAGGAGCCUAUUUCUAUCAUCGAUCAGGGAGAGCCUCGCAGUGUUGGGGUUCCCUGUGGGAAGAAAGCCAAUCAGGUCAGCACAGAAGGACAGCAGGACCCUGCCAGGAGACUUCUUCAUAGUAGAGUUGCUCCAGGAGCUCCUUUGUGUCAGUCCAAGGACAUCUCCACCUGGAAUCCCGGCCAGGGAAGUGUGUACCCGCGAUGCCCUGUGAAUGGAAAACCUUCCAAUCCUCAGCUUCUGCCUCUUGGCUGGUCUCCUUAUCAUCAAACCCCCCUGCUUUCAAUUGGCAUCUCCACAGCCGGGCAGCUGCCCCCAAACCAGAAUAGCUCCUGCAAGCCAGCUGGUGCAGGUGAGCUCCCGACAUUCUCGAGCGUGCAGCCCACAGAGUCCAGCACAGCUGCCCAGAGCCUGCCGGAGGGGCUGCCCAGGCUCCCGCCUCAGGAACGGGAAGCUGCAGCCAAGAGCAAGAGCUGCCGGGCCUUGCCCAAGCUCUACGAAGAGCCGGCCAAUCCAGUCCCGUUGGAUGCAGGUCCAUCUCUUCAGACCAGUGCUUUGGAUGUGAAAGGGGGGAAGGGGAAGCUGGACAACCCUCAGAAGAGUCAAGAGUGUGAUCAACCAGAGGCUGACUCCAGUAAGGAGGGCAAUGUACAGACUGAGGCUCCCCAGGGGAGCUGUAGCCUCAAACAGUUGGAUGCAAAGCCUAAAAACCAAGUGUUAGCGGCAUAUUUGUCGCAUGAUGUGCCCGCAGCUGGGCAGCAGAGCCUGCGAAUGAUUUCAGAUGUGCCCAGUGUGCCCACGGAGAGUCAACACAAGGAGCUGGGCUGCGAAGGCUCCCAGGAGCCACCAGCUGCAGAGCCCCUCCAGUGCGUGCGUCAGGUGGAUCUGUGCAGGGUCAAGAAGGAGCGAGUGGAGUGUGACAUGUCAUUUACUUCUGUGACUUGCCUGCGAGCUGGGACUGCUCCCCAGGCCUUUGCCGAGGUCAAGCUCAAAGGAGCAGGCCAAAUCAAGCAAGAGGGCAGUGUGCGCUGCAAGUCCAAGCGGCAGCAUGAUGGGGACAUCAGGCAGGCCCACAAGAGACUGAAGUGCCAAGCCCAAGAUGGAGAGGAGUCCCCAAGCAAAUCGGGGAGCCGGAGUGUGCAUGGCCGGAAGUGGCGAAAACACCAUGACAAUCCGCAUGAACUCAGCAAGCGAGAAGGCCGGACCGGCCUGGGACCAGUGAAGGAUCACAACAGCCUCAGGGUAAAACGUAAGCGCAGGAGGCCAGCGAAGACGGAGUUCCCAUCUCCGGCGCACCGUGGCGACAACCACGAGGAAGGUUACCUUGAGAAGAAGCCCAAGAACAACUUUCGGGAUUUCAUUCCGGUGGUGCUGAGCAGCCGGACGCGCAGUCAGUCGGGAAGCAUCGCUGGCUCUUCUGCUAGUGUGACGGGAGAGUGUGAUGUGACUGGUCAGGAGAUUGUACCAUUGCUGGAGGAGGAUCAGGAAGAAGAGGAGGAGGAAGAGGAGGAGGAGACAUCCUUGAAACGUCGCAAGCUGCGAAAAUCCCACAGGACAUCACGCUAUCACAGUCGCAGGGCCAGGGACAGGUCUCUGUCCGAAAGGAGCAGCUGUUACACGAGGAGGACCCGGGAGCUGCCCUGGAGAGCGGAAUCACCCAGGCAGCUGUGGGAGCCCAAUGAGGAGGAGGAAGAUGACAGCCACAUCAAAAGGAAGAAAAGGAGACGACAGAAAAGUCGGAAAUACCAGACAGGGGAAUAUUUGACGGAGCGAGAGGAGGAGCGAGGGGGCUACCCCCACCGGAGGCGAAAAUCCAAAGCAG